This is a messenger RNA of Penicillium digitatum Pd1, 1176 nucleotides long. NCBI's taxonomy places the organism in Eukaryota, Fungi, Ascomycota, Eurotiomycetes, Eurotiales, Aspergillaceae. The record is from RefSeq and is a predicted model, not a curated record.
AUGCCAGGAAAAUACGUCGAAAAAUACGACCAGGUCCCGGUGACCAAGGAAGACCUUGACUGGGCCGAACUUAUUACACUGGAUCUCAGCCUGUAUGAACAACCAGGAGGAAAAGAAGAUCUUGUGAAACAACUUGAUCACGCUGUCAGGAAUGUUGGAUUCUUCUAUGUGAAAAAUUUCAACAUCAGCCAAGAAGAAAUUGACAACCAGUUCGCUCUGGGACGGGAGUUCUAUGCCCUACCACUGGAAGAGAAACUCAAGUUCCACAGCGCCAGUGACCUCGAAAGGGGUGAAUACAACUCUUACCGUCCUGCCGGACAUCGCAUUCUAGGAAAUGGUAUUAAGGAUAAUAUCCAGGUGUACAAUCUCCCAAAGUUUGACGGUCACCACGUUCGGCCCCAGCCUUCUGUCCUUGCCGACAAUCUUCAAGAAAUUGAAACGUUUAGUCGGGUAGUUUCUCCUUUACCAAAAAUGAUCGAUUGCUUCCACUCACCAAAUCUACAGAAAUGUCACACCGAAGUCGUUGAGAAGCUUCUCCGUCUUUUCGCAAUCCUGCUUGAGUUACCCGACGAAGACCAACUUGUCCGUGACCAUCAAUACGAUGUCAAGGGCGAGGACCAUCUGCGCUACAUGCACUAUGCAGCCCGUAGCGCCGAGGAAAACAAGAAGGUUGGCGAGCUCUACACCCCCGGCCACACAGAUUUGGGAACCGUCACUCUUUUGUUCCGGCAACCGGUAGCCGCACUGCAAAUCCUCAAUUCAGAGGGUCAAUGGAAGUGGGUUAAGCCCCAGGAUGGAACUAUCACUAUCAACACAUGUGAUGCCUUGACGGCGCUCACUGGUGGUUUGAUCAAGUCGAGCAUCCAUCGGGUACAUGCACCACCUGCUGACCAGGCCCAUAUUGACCGUCUGGGUGUGCUCUACUUUGCUCGCCCCAACAACCACGUGGUCCUGGACCCUAUUCAGAACAGCCCUCUUCUCCAGAGACUUGGGUUGACUACCAACGCGUUCACUGAACUUGGGCAGCACCUCACAACCGAGCAGUGGGUUCAGCUUCGCCAAACACAGCAGCAGCGAAGAAAUCGGGAUGUCAAGGUUUCCACCGAGGGCAAGUAUACCUAUAGGCCGAAGGAUCUCGAGAUCAUUCCUGGCCUUCAGGCCGCUAUAUACAACUAG